GUCUCAACCACACCAUUAUUUCUUCAUCUCCUGCCCAAAUAUUCAGGAAUAUGGGUUUGAAGAUGAGUACUGGUACAGCUCCCAUUAAAGAUGAGGACCAGAGCAAGGACUUGCUAAUUGAUAUAACUGCAGAGCAGUAUUUAGAUCCUGAGCUUGCUGUUGAGUGUUAUAUUUGCAGGGUUCCUAAAUGCAUCCGUAGAAUAAACGAAGAAGCCUACUCUCCUCGAUUAGUUUCAGUAGGUCCUCUUCACCGGGGCAAAGAAGAACUAGCUUUUAUGGAAAGACAGAAAGCCAGAUACAAGGAAAGUUUUCUUCAGCGAAUAACGAAAGAGAAAUGGAACGAACUACACGAACUUCUAAGCUUUAUCAAAAACAACGAACAACGAAUUCGCAAGUGUUAUGAAGAUAUAAUUAAAAUGGAGAGUCAUGAGUUUACAACAAUGGUUGAACACGACGCUGUCUUCAUUCUCGAGCUCUUCCUCAGAAGCUACCAUAACGAUGGAAGUGAUGACUUUUUGUUAAAGAUACCAACAACUAGAUUUGCUCUAAGGAUGGACCUACAACUACUCGAAAAUCAACUUCCAUUCUUUGUCCUGGAGGAGCUAUACAGUUUAGCUUUCGAAACCCCAAAUUUCCGGGAACUUUGUCAUAAAUUCUUAUAUUUAUCCAAUACCUUACCAGCUAGCUUACCAGCUGAGAUUGUGGUUAAACAUUUCACCGACUUGAGAAGAAGCACCAUUUUUAAAAACUUCCCCCGGAGAAAGAAUUUAGAGCAGGGAUUCAUUUCAGAUUUGCCUUGUGCAGUGAAGUUGCGCGAGUCGGGGGUGAAGUUUAAGGGCAUUGCAGGAACAUCGUUGCUUGACAUAAGAUUUGAGAAGCGAAAGCGGCUGAUUCCAUGGUUUGAAGUUCAUGAACUGCAAAUACCUCAUUUGGUUGUGGCUGAUUAUGGAACUGAACGUUUGCUUCGAAAAAUAAUGGCUUUGGAGCAGUGUCACUACCCAUCGGAUACUCGAGUUUGCAAUUACGUGAGGCUGAUGGAUUAUCUGAUUAAUACUGAAAAAGAUGUGGAUUUGCUUGUUAGAAAAGGGAUUAUUAGGAAUCGUAUGGGGGACAAUAUUUCUGUAGUGAAUCUGUUUAACAGACUUAGCUUGGAAAUUCAUAGAAGUCGUGUUAUUAUAAGACUGGCAUGGAAUUGA
This is a messenger RNA of Mangifera indica (mango), 1196 nucleotides long. RefSeq names its product UPF0481 protein At3g47200-like. NCBI's taxonomy places the organism in Eukaryota, Viridiplantae, Streptophyta, Magnoliopsida, Sapindales, Anacardiaceae. The coding region runs from base 51 to 1196 and encodes 381 amino acids. The transcript is spliced from 4 exons. The record is from RefSeq and is a predicted model, not a curated record.